Sciurus carolinensis (gray squirrel) is the source of this 1582-nucleotide messenger RNA. RefSeq names its product superoxide dismutase 3 (gene Sod3). Bases 108 to 842 code for a protein of 244 amino acids. Lineage: Eukaryota; Metazoa; Chordata; Mammalia; Rodentia; Sciuridae. The record is from RefSeq and is a predicted model, not a curated record. Gene Ontology annotation, molecular function: superoxide dismutase activity; copper ion binding. The transcript is spliced from 2 exons. Gene Ontology annotation, biological process: removal of superoxide radicals.
ACCCCAGCUCUGGGACAGCCCGCAUUCCUCCAGUGGCCGGGUGCUGCUUCCACUCCGCAGGAGGGAAAGUGCUCUUGGAAGAACGGGAAAGGUGUCUGACUCCGGCCAUGCUGGCCUGGCUGUGCUGCUCCCUGCUCCUGGCGGCCCGUCUCGCGGACACCUGGAAUGUCCCCGAGCCCGCGGGGCCCGGCUCCGACUUGGCAGAGCAGAUCCGCGACACGCACGCCAAAGUGGUGGCGAUCUGGCAGGAGCUCGCGCUGCGGCGGGAGGCGGGCGGCGAGCCAGCCGCGGAGCUCCACGCCGUUUGCCAAGUAGAGCCCUCCGCCUCGCUGGACGCCGCGCAGCCGCGGGUGAGCGGCCUGGUCCUCUUCCGGCAGCAGACGCCCGGCGCCAAGCUCGAGGCCUUCUUCGACCUGGAGGGCUUCCCGGCCCAGCCCAAUAGCUCCAGCCGCGCCAUCCACGUGCACCAGUUCGGGGACCUGAGCCAGGGCUGCGAGUCCACCGGGCCGCACUACAACCCGCUGGGGGUGCAGCACCCGCAGCACCCGGGCGACUUCGGCAAUUUCGCGGUGCGCGACGGCCGCCUCUGGAAGUACCGCGCCGGCCUCGCCGCCUCGCUCGCCGGCCCGUACUCGAUCCUGGGCCGCGCCGUGGUGGUCCACGCCGGCGAGGACGAUCUGGGCCGCGGCGGCAACCAGGCCAGCGUGGAGAACGGCAACGCCGGCCGCCGGCUCGCCUGCUGCGUGGUAGGCGCCAGCGGCCCUGCGCCCUGGGCGCGCCAGGCGCAGGAGCACGCGGAGCGCAAGAAGCGGAGGCGAGAGAGCGAGUGCAAGGCCGCCUGAGCGCCGCGCAGCCCCGCGUGCCCAUCGCCAAGGCCCGACACCUUGCGUGCCCCGAGUCCCUGCACCUGGACCCGCAUGUGUCCCAGAGCCCUCCAUGCCCCACGCCCCUGUGCACUGGAGAGCCCCCUCGGAUACCCUAGUGUACCCCAGGACACUUCUCCCUGAGACACCUUCACGAACCCCAGACCCCUGCCACACCUGAGGCACUGCCACGUUCACUGAGAACCCCUCUGCGUCCAGAGAAAAAUCCAUAGUCCUAGACCCCCCCUUCUAUCUCUGAGUCUCUUUGUGCCCAGAGACACCCUCUACCCUGAGGUCCCUUCCGUGAGUGCAACACGCUCACCUUUUCAAUCCUGAGGGCCACCCAGGACCUCUGAGCGGCCACCCUCCAAUAUCUCUGAGCUCCCCCCACCCAGGCACAUGGAAACAGGCCAUCACUCCGAGUUCCUCCAGGUGUGAUCACUUUUGACCCUGACCCUAAGCCCCCACCUACUGGCAAAGACCCCUCUCUGCCCUGAGGACCUCCUCCGCCCCCUUUUCUUUCUUCCUAGGCCUUCUGAGACCGCCCUGAGGUUUCCUAGGGGCCUCUCUCCUGCCCACCGCACUCCUGCAGUGCCUCCCUGUUGGGUCUCCCCACCUUGGCCUGCUGCUGUCUCCCAGUCAGCCUCAGAGAGCUGCUCCUUUGGGGGAUGUUCGGCAAUUUUGUGUUGCACAUUAAAAACGCAGCAAUUCAAUCAUGA